This is a messenger RNA of Penicillium griseofulvum, 729 nucleotides long. RefSeq lists its product as uncharacterized. The transcript is spliced from 3 exons. The record is from RefSeq and is a predicted model, not a curated record. Lineage: Eukaryota; Fungi; Ascomycota; Eurotiomycetes; Eurotiales; Aspergillaceae. The coding region runs from base 1 to 729 and encodes 242 amino acids.
AUGGAAUGGACCCCUUAUGCUAUGGCUGCUCCUCAAGAGAUCACCAUCGAAUCUCUAAGCGGCCACUGGGUCCUGGUAAACACGCUAUCCUCCUUGGAAGAUAUAUUCCAAUCAUCUCACUAUCUACAGAACAAAGAUCUGUCCAGCGAAACAGACCCUAUUCUAAAACUGCAAAAAGUACCAUGGUUACUCCGCAAAGCAUUCGGCUUCGCAACAAUACACAUCCAAAUCACUCAAUACCCAACACCAUCCACAACAAGUCUAUCAACAAACAUCGAUUUCCUCCAAACAUCAACAGCAAGUCUAGCCCCAACUAAAGAAGAGCGCAUUUUGGAUUGGAAAAUAUUACACCACGAGGAUUACUUCUUCGGCCAGAUCCAAGGACAGAGUGAAUUCGUUCGCGGUGUUACUGAUGCAGAUGGAAGUAUAAGACCUGAGUUCAAAAUCCAGACGGAGAAUGCAACUUCGAAGAUUAAGUUAUUCCUACGAGGUGAGAUCGAGGCCGAUGGCAGUAAAUUUGCGGGUUUUAUAGUUGAGGAUUGCAGUAAUCCUGGUCUUGGACUUUGGGUGCAUACCUUUGAGAGGAAUGUUAAGGCUGAAUGGACGGCUGAGCAGAUUUGGGGGUUUGAGAUGUUUGGUGGUGAGCGAUACUUCUCUCGUCGAAUUGUGGUUAUGACGAAGGGGGAAUAUAUAUGUGGGAGGAUUGUGUUUGAUUUUGUGAACCUGUGA